Molecule: messenger RNA, 1414 nt
Organism: Geodia barretti
Lineage: Eukaryota; Metazoa; Porifera; Demospongiae; Tetractinellida; Geodiidae
Source: the annotation of a GenBank genome assembly
CCGUAGCUACCAUAAUUAUUUCAAUACACGGUUGUGGAUAGUGCGCGGUUUGUCACAACAAAAGCUCUUUUGGCACAGCGCCACAUCACACCUCGCGUCACAAUAGUACAGCUCUGAACGCUCUCACUAUAUAAUAUAUAAGUGGCAGCGGCAUAUUGUGCCUCAGAGGAAGUGAUAAUACUCCGCAAGUGCAGUCAUGCCUUUGCGUAAUUUUCCCACUUUCUUGGCUAUCGUAGCUGGCGUCGCUGGGUUUUUGUCUGCCGAAGGUCGUUCAGAUGCUGUAUACGACCUGAAAAAGAACCCCGAACAAUUGGAGGCACUUGGUGGGACGUACGAGAGUUCAGUGAUAUCCGAAGCAUUGAAAUGCCUCGUCGUCAACAGCGUCUGCAAUUCGGACACGGGUAAACUUGCGGAUAUCUUCUCUCAGGCCGCUAGAGGUGCCGCGACCUCAGAAGCCGACGUCUGUCAAGAGGAGUUGGAGGAUGUUGAGGACAUGAUCAAGAGGAUUGUGGCUGUUUCCUCUUUAACCUCAUUGGAGAAGAGAGAAAUAAGGGAGCGCCGCAGAGGAAGGCAUAGGCGCCCAGGGAGAAGGCGACGGCCAGGGAGGCCUCAUAGUCACGGCUCACGAUAUUCGGACUCAACCUCACGAGAAGAAGAACGUCAGAUUACUGAAGCUGUGGUCGUGUUGGAGGGCUCUGACACUGUGGAGGGGACCAUUACAUUCACAGCACAAGAGAAUGGUAAGACGAGGGUUAGAGGUACCGUGAGUGGUCUGGCACAGGGCAACCACGGAUUUCACGUACACCAGUUUGGAGACUAUUCUCCGAGCGAAGGCUGUGCAAAUGCCGGAGGUCACUUUAACCCUGCCGGGAGGCAGCACGGGGGGCCAAACGACGAUGAGCGUCAUGCCGGUGAUCUCGGAAACAUCGUCGCAGAUGCGUCUGGAGUGGCCGUCAUCGAUGUUGAGGACUGUCAGAUUCCGCUGAGUGGAGAAAACAGUAUCAUUGGACGCAGCGUCGUGGUAGGUGCCUGUCAAAGAAGUGUCAAACAUUUUGUUCAUGCUGAUGAGGAUGAUCUGGGACGAGGGGGUUUUCCGGACAGUUUGACCACGGGUCACGCGGGGGCCCGCCUGGCUUGUGGAGUGAUUGGCAUUGCCAAUACUUCCUAGUAGGAGUGCCCAGACCAGUUUUGCCGGUUGAGGAAACCCGUUUAACUUUAUUACGUCGUAGGACUGACUGUCAUUAUCAAGUUGAAUAAACUGUACUCUUCUGUAUGAUUGUUAACUCUUCAUGCUAUAUAUAAUGUAUGAUAUAAGCUAGACUUUUGCAGUAGUAUAUAAGAUGGUAUACCAAUGCACUACGUUUGUAGUGCAUAGUUAAUGAUCAAACAACCAGUAUAAUAGUAUAAUAUACUG